Messenger RNA from Penicillium mononematosum, 321 nucleotides. RefSeq lists its product as uncharacterized. Gene Ontology annotation, molecular function: oxidoreductase activity. NCBI's taxonomy places the organism in Eukaryota, Fungi, Ascomycota, Eurotiomycetes, Eurotiales, Aspergillaceae. The record is from RefSeq and is a predicted model, not a curated record. The coding region runs from base 1 to 321 and encodes 106 amino acids. The transcript has a single exon.
AUGACCUACACUGCCAUUGUUAUGUACCCCAACAAUGAGGACAUCCAGUUCGACGAUUCCUACUACAUCAAAACCCACAUGCCACUCGUCGAAAGAACCUGGAAGAAAUACGGUCUGAUCAGCUGGCGUGUCACCAAGUUUCCCAAGGCGCUUGACGGCUCGCGGUCUCAGUAUCUGAUCAUGGCCACCCUUGAGUGGGAGAACGAGGAGUCCUUGAAGUCUGCUCUGCAGGACCCUGGCAGUGCGGGGGUGUUUGGCGAUAUCCCCAACUUCAGCAACGUGCAGCCUGUCACUCUGGCUGGUUCUGAGCUCCAAGUUUGA